CCACCUACAAUUGAAAACAACAUAUGCAGUACUGAAAAUAGAAUCCUCCAUGUUUAUUCAGAGACAUCGCCGCCUGCAUUACAAUCUGACUCUUUAGAACUUCAGGAGGAAACGCAAAAACAAUCUUAUCCAAUGUUUUUAUCGGGCUGUUAUCAACCUCUUAAGCAAACAUCUUCACGUGCAAUUUAUCGUAAUUGGAUGGGUCAAGGUAGAGACCAGUAUCAAAUUGACGCAGGUCAAAAACAAUUUGGUCCACAGCAGUGCAAGCAAUGUGGACUUUUAUAUAAUGUACACGAACCUGAAGAAGAAAAACUCCAUCGCGAAUUCCACUCUUCGUUGAAUAUUCUACGUUAUAAGGGAUGGAUUGAUGAAGAUAUUGUUGCAAUCUAUCCAGAGUGGGGAAACGAUGGUCGCAUAAUUCGUUUAACUAAUAACUCGCAUACUAAGCGAAAAGAACGUUUGACAGAAAUAUUAAAGAUAGUGGAUAAGGAACUUGGGUUUUCAUCGUAUAUAUUUCCAGGAAUAUUUGUUUGCUACUGUGCUGUGCGUAAAAGCCAAAUAGUUGGGUUAUGUUUGGUUGAGCCGCUUUCUUUCGCCAACAAAUACAUGUCCGUUAAAGGCAUAGAUUGUUGUACUGAAGAAAAAUAUGAAUCAAAGUGUGGAAUUUCUCGCCUAUGGAUCUCACCAUUACAUAGACGAAUGCGCAUCGCUUCUAAGCUAAUUCAAGCUGUUCAACUGAAUACUUUACCUAGUGAACAAAUUCCUAUUGACAAAAUCGCAUUUAGUGCGCCAACUGAGGCUGGAAAAAUGUUUGCUCAAAAAAUUACAAAAACUGAACAUUUUCUUGUAUAUCAAUAACUAAAGCUAUUUCUUUGUUGAAUUUUUACAUUUUUACUACUUAGUAGCAAAUCACAUGUAGAAACUUUAAAUCAUUUACUGUUUACUAAAAUUUUUAUUAAUAUAUGUAUUAUAAAGAAUAUAUUUUUAAUAAGUCG
Messenger RNA from Teleopsis dalmanni, 995 nucleotides. Its product is annotated as N-acetyltransferase eco-like. Lineage: Eukaryota; Metazoa; Arthropoda; Insecta; Diptera; Diopsidae. The transcript is spliced from 3 exons. Bases 133 to 858 code for a protein of 241 amino acids. Gene Ontology annotation, biological process: mitotic sister chromatid cohesion. Gene Ontology annotation, molecular function: protein-lysine-acetyltransferase activity. Gene Ontology annotation, cellular component: chromatin; nucleus. The record is from RefSeq and is a predicted model, not a curated record.